AAGAUUCCCUUAGCCACUGACUAUACAACUAGGAUAAAGGGUCAAUCGUUUAGUAUCAAGCUUAGAAUUUUUUUCAUUCACAGGGUCAGUGAUCACUGAAGAGAGCAGCAGCAUAGUCGCUUGUUUGAGAGGAAGGUAGAUUAAAUUCUCAGACACCAAGGGAAGUAAGUCCAGUAAGUCAACACUCAGCCAUGACCUUAUUGAAUGGUGGUCAGAACUCAGGGGGCCAUUUAGAGUCAUAGAGUAAUACAGCAUGAAAACAGGCCUUUUGGCCCAACUUGUCCAUACCAACCGAGGUGCUCACCAAGCUAGUCCCAUAUACCUGCAUUUGGCCCAUAUCUGUACUUAUCCAAAUGUCUUUUGAAAGAUGUUAUUGAACCUGCCUCAACCACUUUCUCUGGCAGCUUAUUCCAUAUAAGGAGCACCUACUGGGUGAUGAAGUUGCCCCCUCCGAUCCCUGUUAAACCUUUCACCCCUCCCCUGAAACCUAUGUCCUCUAGUUUUUAGUUCCAAUUCCCUGGGAAAAAGACUGUGUGCAUUCACGCCAUAUCCCUUGUAGCAAAUAUGCUACUUGGGCCAUCUCUAAUCUUGCUUCUCAUGACGUAAUAAAGACAGGGAGGAAAAUCAAAGUUUUGUUCAAAGUGGAAAAAAAUGUAUGUAUUUACUUUCCCUUUUGCAAAAACCACGCACACUUAAACCCCAUUCUAUGAUGUUACCGUCUUCAUCCCAGCUCCAGCAAGGGACUGCGCAUGCGCACACUGUUCCUGUCAGGGACCGGGGAAGCCCCGCCCCUUCCACGCCGCCAUGUUGAGUCCCUUCAGCCGGCUGCCGGUUCCAGCCGCCGCUCGCCGCGUUCUAAACACCAGCUGGAGGCGGCGGCGGGGCGGGCUGAGGGCGGCCUCACAGGGCAGCGGAGGUGGCGGAGAGCAAGGUCCGGAAAGAAAUAGACCACAGCGGGAAAAGGAAGACUAUGAUCUGUCUAAAUUUCCAGUAGAAAAUAUUAGAAAUUUCAGCAUCAUUGCACAUGUAGACCAUGGAAAAAGUACGCUCGCAGAUAGACUCCUGGAAAUAACAGGGGCAAUUAUCAAAACUAAACACAACAAACAAGUACUAGAUAAACUGCAAGUGGAGCGUGAACGAGGUAUUACAGUGAAAGCACAGACAGCAACUCUCUUUUACAGUCAUGCAGGAAGGACCUACCUAUUAAACCUGAUCGACACACCAGGUCAUGUGGAUUUCAGCUAUGAAGUUUCUCGAUCGUUGUCUGCUUGUCAGGGUGUACUGUUGAUUGUGGAUGCCAAUGAGGGUAUUCAAGCACAGACUGUGGCGAACUUCUUCCUUGCUUUUGAAGCCCAGCUCAUGAUAAUUCCAGUGAUAAACAAGAUUGAUCUCAAGCAUGCAGAACCUGACAGGGUUGAAAAACAGAUUGAAAAGGUCUUUGACAUUCCUAAAGAAGAAUGUAUCAGGAUUUCAGCCAAACUAGGAACAAAUGUAGAUCAAGUUUUGGAAGCAGUUGUUGAAAAGAUUCCUCCGCCACGUGCAAAUCUUUCAGAUCCAUUGAGAGCUUUGGUAUUCGACUCUACCUAUGACCAUUACAGAGGAGUCAUAGCCAACAUUGCACUCUUUGAUGGAUGGGUGCAAAAGGGGGACAAAAUAAUGUCAUCUUACACCAAGAAAGUGUAUGAAGUGAAUGAAGUCGGAAUUCUAAGGCCUGAUCAGUACCCGGUAGAAAGGCUGUGUGCUGGACAAGUGGGCUAUAUGGUAGCUGGAAUGAAGGAGGUGAAGGAGGCACAGAUUGGAGACACCCUUCAUUUACAGAAACAACCUGUGGAGCCGCUCGCAGGGUUCAAACCUGCCAAACCAAUGGUCUUUGCAGGAAUGUACCCUACUGACCAAUCUGAGUAUACCAACUUGAGGAAAGCUGUGGAGAAAUUGACACUGAAUGAUUCCAGUGUGACAGUUCACCGGGACAGCAGCCCAGCCCUGGGAGCUGGCUGGAGGUUAGGUUUUUUGGGACUUCUGCACAUGGAGGUAUUCAAUCAACGAUUGGAACAAGAGUAUAAUGCAUCAGUCAUUCUUACUGCCCCUACUGUUCCAUAUAAGGCAGUUCUGUUAUCCAGCAAAUUAAUUAAGGAAUAUGGAGAAGAAGAAAUUACAAUCUUAAAUCCGUGCCAUUUUCCUGAUAGGCAUCAAGUUAAAGAAUAUUUGGAACCAGUAGUCAUUGGCACUAUCCUCAGUCCUGAUGAUUAUGUUGGGAAAAUAAUAUCUCUUUGUCAGAGUCGAAGAGGAAUUCAGAAGAAUAUGAUUUACAUUGACGAUCAGAGAGUUAUGAUGCAAUACCAGUUUCCCUUAAAUGAAAUUGUGGUGGACUUUUACGACAGUUUAAAAUCUCUUUCUUCAGGAUAUGCCAGUUUUGACUAUGAAGAUGCAGGAUACCAGGCUGCUGACCUAAUUAAGAUGGAUAUUUACCUAAAUGGAAAAUGUGUGGAGGAGCUCACAACAGUUGUGCACAGGGAGAAAGCUUAUUCUUCUGGUAAAGCAAUAGCAGAACGUUUAAAAGAAACAAUACCGCAGCAGCUUUUUGAAAUCGCCAUUCAGGCAGCUAUAGGCAGUAAAAUCAUAGCAAGAGAAACUAUUAAAGCAGUGAGAAAAAAUGUAUUGGCAAAAUGUUAUGGCGGGGACAUAACUCGUAAAAUGAAGCUUCUGAAGAGACAAACUGAAGGGAAGAGGAGAAUGAGGAAGAUCGGCAAUGUGGAAGUACCAAAGGAUGCCUUCAUAAAUGUACUAAAGAGACAAAAGGACAAGUAGAUGUUAAGAUGUUAGCUUUUCUGCACAUGCAGCAAAGCAAUAAAAGGCCAAGCUUAUCUAGUGGGAUGGAUUCUCUAUUUACAUAUUUCAUAACAGUCACUGUGCUUCAAAAGUAACAUAAUUUUGAUGCAUUGGUAUGAUAGGUGUAUAUGAAUAAAAGUAUUAUAUACUGUAGAAUUUCUUAAACAGUUGCAGCCACUCUGCAUAAUUACUGUCAUUUUGGAACAUAUUUAGUUAAAAGCAGUAAAAGCUUUAUUUAUUUGGAAAUUUCCAAUGUUAAUAUCUCCUGGACUCAUUGAAGUAUUUCAAAUCAUUGUCUAAAAUUAAGACCAUUCAGAGAAAAUUGUUAUGUUGUAUAACUCUCAAUGUGAAUUAUGUAAUAAGGAUGGGUUUUUCAAAAAUAUUUAUUUUUAUUGUAAAUAUAUUUGUUAAAUGGAAUUAAAUUUGCUUUUUAACAUAAAACAUAUAUUGAAACUAUAUUUGAUUGGGGAUGACUUGCUUCCACUCCAGUUCUGAAAUGCCUGAUGAAGCCAAUGUGGGACCUACAUAUUUUGUCACAAGUAGGGUGGGAGGUGCUGGAUGAGGUAGGCAGGUGAAUAAUUUGGUAGGUAGGCUGCUUCUUCCACUGUAUAGACUGUUCUAUGUGUGUUCCCAGUACAUGGACGUGAAGUUCUCAAUUCCAUCCUGGAGCCCUUUUCUCCACAUUGAAUGGUUAUGGGCCAGGGAUUCUCAGGAGUCAGUGGGGAUGUUGCAUUUUUCAUGGAAGCUUUGAGAACAUCCUUGAAGCUUUUUCACUGUCCACCUGGUAACUUCUUGCCUUAAGAGGGCUCAGAAUAGGAAAAAAUGUCACAGUCUGGUGUUGCAUUGUGGAGGGCCGUGGCUGUCAUGUGACUGGUUGAAAGACACACCACUGUCAAUCAAGGCCUGGCUCCACCCCACCCAUCAGUGCACACCUAACCAUUGGUCCCUUAAAACACCUUUGUACUUGGCCUCGGGCCAUUGGCCUCCUGUGAUUGAUUAGUGCUUGCUGGCACUGGGCCAUUGGCCUUUUUGAACUACCUGGGCUGGACCCCCCCAGCCCUCCAGCACUAUAAAGAGUGCCACAUGUGCCGGGUUCACUCUCUUUGCUCCAAGGAAUCGUGAAAUGAUGCUGGAGAGACUGCUGGUAAGGUGUGCACUUCAACAGGGUUAGAAGCGUCCUAAGUUAGUAUUCCCAGUAGCAUGGAGCCGUGCCUGCACUGAGUCAAGGGGUGGCAGGUAGCGUAUUGCUUUUUCUUGAUUGUUUGUACCCAGUUCGUUGUGUAUGUGUGUGUAUUUUACCCUUGUUGUGAUUUUCCCACGCUCGCUAUCACCGGUGCGUGUGUGUCGCCCCGUUACUUUUUU
Messenger RNA from Pristis pectinata (smalltooth sawfish), 4191 nucleotides. It is a transcript of the gene guf1, whose product is annotated as GTP binding elongation factor GUF1. Gene Ontology annotation, biological process: positive regulation of translation. The transcript is spliced from 17 exons. NCBI's taxonomy places the organism in Eukaryota, Metazoa, Chordata, Chondrichthyes, Rhinopristiformes, Pristidae. The coding region runs from base 805 to 2808 and encodes 667 amino acids. Gene Ontology annotation, molecular function: mitochondrial ribosome binding; GTP binding; GTPase activity. The record is from RefSeq and is a predicted model, not a curated record. Gene Ontology annotation, cellular component: mitochondrion.